Mesoplodon densirostris (Blainville's beaked whale) is the source of this 8359-nucleotide messenger RNA. RefSeq names its product par-3 family cell polarity regulator beta (gene PARD3B). Gene Ontology annotation, cellular component: apical plasma membrane; cell cortex; apical junction complex. Lineage: Eukaryota; Metazoa; Chordata; Mammalia; Artiodactyla; Ziphiidae. Gene Ontology annotation, molecular function: protein binding; phosphatidylinositol binding. The record is from RefSeq and is a predicted model, not a curated record. Gene Ontology annotation, biological process: establishment of cell polarity; intracellular protein localization; cell adhesion. The transcript has 23 exons. The coding region runs from base 516 to 4124 and encodes 1202 amino acids.
GGCCCUGGGGCCGCGGGAGCCCAGAGCGAGGCGCGCCGCGGAGGAGUUGGGAUCCGGCGCAAAAGUUUCCUCCCAACUCCGGCCCCGCGAGCCGCCGCCGCCGCCCACUCCAGCCCGGGGCCUGGGGCCGGCCCCGCCGCCAGCGCCGCCAGGGCCAGGGCCGGGCCGGCAGUUUCGCUUUGGCGGGCGGGGAGCAGCCGCCUGGGCCGGGCCCGCGCCGGAGCAGGAGCGGGAGGAGCAGCCGGGCCCCUGGACCGCGGCGUCCCCGGCCCCCCGCCACCUGGGAGGUAGCCCUCCUCGCUGCCGCCUCCCCUCCGAUUCCCGCCCACCGGCGGCCGCCUGCCCGGGGCGAAGGGGCUCUGCUGCGAGCCCCCGGCCCUGAGGGGCGCCGGGGAGAGGCGCCCCGGGGUCUCUGUGCCCGCCCGCGCCCGGCGGCCCCCGAGAGUGGGGCCGCGCCCGCCGGCCCAGACACCUGUUCGGCCCGGCCCGGCCCGGCGUGGUCGCCGGGGGCCAGGAUGAAAGUGACCGUGUGCUUCGGCAGGACCGGCAUCGUGGUGCCCUGCAAGGAGGGCCAGCUGCGCGUCCGGGAGCUCACGCAGCAGGCGCUGCAGCGGUACCUGAAGACCCGGGAGAAGGAUCCUGGGUACUGGGUGAAGAUUCAUCACUUAGAAUACACAGAUGGAGGAAUCCUGGAUCCAGAUGAUGUCUUGGCAGAUGUCGUUGAAGACAAAGAUAAGCUGAUUGCUGUGUUUGACGAACAAGAACCACUCCACAAGAUCGAGAGCCCCAGUGGAAACCACGCAGGCCGGCAGAGCCCAGAUGCUUUUGAGACAGAAGUGGCUGCCCAACUGGCUGCGUUUAAACCAGUCGGUGGGGAAAUUGAAGUAACCCCUUCUGCUCUGAAACUAGGCACUCCACUGCUGGUGAGGAGAAGCAGUGACCCAGCACCAAGCCCACCUGCUGAUGCCCAGCCAAGCGCUUCACACCCCAGUGGCCAGAGUCUGAAACCUGUUAUUCCAAAUUCCACACAGGACUUAGAAGAUGAAGUUAUGAAUGGCAUGCAGACAGAACUCCUGACAUCGCCGAAAACAAUGGAUGCAUUGAGUAAUAUGACAAGAACAGUGGAGAUUUCUGGGGAAGGAGGCCCUUUGGGAAUACAUGUAGUACCUUUCUUUUCAUCUCUGAGUGGAAGGAUUCUAGGGCUCUUCAUCCGUGGCAUUGAAGAAAACAGCAGGUCCAAGCGGGAAGGACUGUUUCACGAAAAUGAAUGUAUUGUAAAAAUCAACAGCGUGGACCUCGUAGACAAAACCUUUGCUCAGGCUCAGGAUGUCUUCCGUCAGGCAAUGAAAUCUCCAAGUGUGCUGCUUCAUGUGCUUCCACCUCAAAACCGGGAACAGUAUGAAAAAUCAGUCACUGGACCUCUUAACAUUUUUGGUAACAAUGAUGGCGUUUUGAGAACAAAGGUGCCACCUCCUGUCCAUGGAAAAUCAGGAAUAAAGACAGUAAAUCUCACAGGAACAAGCAGUCCUGAAGAAGAUGCAUCAACUUCCCUGCAGCAAAGCAAGAGCCCCCGAGUACCAAGACUAGGUAGAAAGCCAUCCUCUCCCUCACUCUCCCCGCUUAUGGGGUUUGGCAGCAAGAAAAAUGCAAAGAAAAUUAAGAUUGACCUAAAGAAAGGACCUGAAGGACUUGGUUUCACUGUGGUUACCAGAGAUUCUUCCAUACAUGGUCCUGGUCCCAUUUUUGUAAAAAACAUUUUACCAAAGGGAGCAGCAAUAAAAGAUGGCCGCCUACAAUCAGGGGACAGAAUUUUGGAGGUAAAUGGCAGAGAUGUCACUGGACGAACUCAGGAAGAGCUCGUGGCCAUGCUGAGGAGCACCAAGCAGGGAGAGACUGCAUCACUGGUCAUCGCCCGCCAGGAAGGAAGUUUUCUGCCCCGAGAGCUGAAAGGAGAACCUGACUGCUAUGCACUCUCCCUGGAAACAACUGAGCAACUCACCUUCGAGAUCCCCCUGAAUGAUUCUGGUUCUGCUGGUCUUGGAGUGAGCUUGAAGGGGAAUAAAUCUCGAGAAACUGGAACAGACUUGGGGAUUUUUAUCAAAUCCAUCAUCCACGGAGGUGCUGCUUUUAAGGAUGGUCGUCUGCAGGUGAAUGACCAGCUGAUUGCAGUUAAUGGGGAAUCUCUUCUGGGAAAGUCCAACCACGAAGCUAUGGAAACACUUAGGCGAUCAAUGUCCAUGGAAGGAAACAUACGAGGGAUGAUCCAGUUGGUGAUUCUGAGGAGGCCAGGGAGACCACUGGAGGAGCCUGCAGAGUGUGGGGCAUUUUCUAAGCCAUGCUUUGAGAACUGUCAAAAUGCUGUAACCACCUCCAGGAGAAAUGAUAAUAGUACAUUGCAUCCAUUUGGCACUUACAGUCCACAGAACAAACAGAAAGAACUGUUGCUUCCCAAUGAUGGAUGGCCUGAGAGCGGAGGACCUCCUCCUCCACCACAUCCCGUUCUGGAAUUGGGACUUGAAGAUUACAGCCACAGCCCUGGAGUGGAUUCAGCAGUAUUUUUUCCAGAUCAGCGCCUCAACUUUAGAUCUGUGACACCAGCCAGGCAGCCUGAAUCAAUGAAUCUGAAAGCCUCAAAGAGCAUGGACCUUGUGCCAGAUGAAAGCAAAGUCCAUUCAUUGGCUGGACGCAAAUCGGACUCGCCAAGCAAAGAUUUCGGUCCAACUCUGGGUUUGAAAAAGUCCAGCUCCUUGGAGAGCCUGCAGACUGCAGUUGCCGAGGUCAGGAAGAACGAACUUCCCUUCCACCGGCCCCGGGCGCACGUGGUCCGUGGCCGAGGCUGCAACGAGAGCUUCCGAGCAGCCAUUGACAAAUCUUACGAUGGACCCGAAGAACUAGAAGCUGAUGGUCUGUCUGAUAAGAGCUCUCACUCUGGCCAAGGAGCUCUGAAUUAUGAAUCUGCCCCUCAGGGGAACUCUGAGCUAGAGAAUGCAGAAAAUAAAGCCAGGAAAGUCAAAAAACCGAAAGAAAAGGAGAAGAAGAAGGAAAAGGGCAAAUUCAAAGUCAAGGUGAAAAAGCAGAAAGAGGGAAAUGAAGAUCCAGAAAGGAAAAUAAAGAGGAAGGGAUUUGGUGCCAUGCUGAGAUUUGGAAAGAAGAAAGAUGAUAAGGGUGGAAAGGCUGAGCAGAAAGGUCCUCUGAAGCAUGGUGGCCUGAGAGAAGAGGAGCUGGAAAAAAUGAAAGAAGAACGUGAGAGGAUUGGGGCAAAACAUCAGGAGCUAAGGGAAAAGCAAGCAAGAGGUCUUAUUGAUUAUGCUGCUGGUGCAAUUGGAUCACUGCAUGAUAUGGACGAUGAUGAAAUGGACCCCAACUAUGCCAGAGUAAACCACUUCCGGGAGCCAUGUGCAUCAGCAAAUGUCUAUAGGUCUCCAUCUCCCCCUCGGGCUGGACCACUGGGGUACCCUCGGGAUGGCCGUCCACUGUCUCCAGAGAGAGACCACUUAGAGGGUCUCUAUGCCAAGGUCAACAAGCCAUACCAUCCACCAGUGCCAGUUGACAGUGGCCGUUCCAUGAGUGGAAGCACUGACCGCAUCCAGAAGUUGCGGAAGGAGUAUUAUCAGGCUCGGAGGGAAGCUUUCACUUUAUAUGAGGACAGUGAAGGAAGAGCAAGACCUGACUAUGACCUUCACUGGGUGUCUGGAAAGGGUCCAGAUGGGAAUGCACACAACCUCCGCUUUGAGGGGAUGGAGAGACAGUACGCCUCCUUACCCAGGGGAGGACCAGCGGAUCCUGUAGACUAUCUGACAGCAGCACCUCGAGGGCUCUACAAGGAAAGGGAGCUUCCGUAUUACCCAGGGGCUCAUCCUGUGCAUCCGCCCAAAGGGAGCUACCCCCGACCCCCAGAUCUGAGGAUCACAGAUCUCCGGUAUCCCCAGUACUAUCCGCCCCCACCAGCCCCCCAACACAAAGGACCCUUCCGACAAGAUGUCCCACCUUCCCCUCCUCAGCACCACAGAGUACCAGCCUACCCAGAAAUGGGCAGACCAGUGCCCCGAGGGGGCAGCCCAGAUCAGUACCCCUAUCGAAUGCAGGAUCCCCGGCAGAAGAACCCCAUGACUGCAGCCGUGUAGCUGAAUGCCACCAAGCUCAGCCCAGCCCAGAAAGGAAGACAUCCAACAUCACCUUUGUUCUUCCUACACCUUAAGGCCUUCUUCCUGUUAAGAAUUCUCCAUGGUACAGAUUAGGAUUUUCUCACUGAGGCUGCAACACUUGACUGCUAAUCAGAGAGAAAGAAGGGGACAGGAGUUUGGGGAGGGAAAUCAGAAGGAAGAGGAAGGAUGGGGCCAUACAAAAAAAUACUGCCUGAAAUACUUUUAGAAUUGUUCAGUUCACUGCGAGUGACAAUUGAACAGGCAGAUAACAAUGGAGAUCUACAACAUGGGGCCUCCCUGGAGCACAGACAUGCCCCAUAGCACUGGCAUCACGGAGGGCAGACUCUGCCCGGGAUCAUCAUCCAUUCAGAGACUAAGCUUCAGCCACCUGAUUAGAGUUGUUAAGUCUGUGAAGAGUGGUUGCCAAUAUGGGUGUCCUAAGUGAGUGGUUUUCACAUUGACAAAACAACAGCGGCAAACAGGAUGAGUGAUCUCCUUGAAAUGUUUUAUACCUAGAGGAAGGCUGCAUUUCUUUAUUUGUAGAAUUUCUCAGGUUCUCAGUUCCACUCACUUGGUAUAAGCAUGUCACGUUUCCUUGCUUUUAGUGUAAAAGUAAGGUGUGAAUGCAGUAUUGGUGUCCUGGGAGGAUGUACAAAGCUAAUCAGAGCUUCCAGAAGAAAUAUAUGCCUAGCAUCAAGGCAACCAGGUGAAGAGGCUGACAUUCCUGUGGUCCUCACCUUCCUUCCUCCCACGUCCCAGGCACGACAGCAUGGAGAUAUCUGGUUUCCGAGGCAUCCCCAAAUCUCCUGCCUAUAAUUAUUGUAAGUGGGGCCUCUAUUUUAAGGCUCCCACUUGAGAGUUAAGAUGUACUCGGGAAAAAGAGGGCCCACUGGUUGGUAUGCACAGGAAGCAGUGCUCUGGAGAUGCCAAUUCCAGACCCAGUGCCAAACAGCGCCAUACGCACCCGGCGUCAGGGAGGGGCUGACUGUACUCUUUGGGAAUGAUAACUGGCAGGUGGUAGAUGGUGGUGACUGACUGUGUGUGUGUGUGUGUGUGUGUGUGUGUAUGAAAGUGUGUGAUUACCAGUAUGGAGAAUGGAAAAUAAAAAUGCUUUCUGGAAGGUUUGAUGAGGAAGGGAAUAAAAAGGAAAAAAGCCAGAAAACAGAAGGGAAGGGAGAAGGAGCAUAAAACUAAAUCAUUCUAUAUCUGCUAUAUUAUUUCAUUAACAGAAGUCAGGGCAAGACCAAGGCCAAGGGCUCCAGUUGGGAAAAGAAGGUCUUAUGGCUUCGAGAAGCUGAAAGCCCACCCUCUAAAAUCCAUCGCCAUUUUUUUUAGAGCUUUGCAGCUAUAUUCUACUUAUUUCAACAUAGAACCUCUAAAACCUACAACCUAACCCGAAUGAGAACAUAAGAGAAAACUGAGAAACAGCAAAGCACGGGAGCAGCAACUCGAAUUGUUCAGUGACUCUUGCAGUACUUUAAACCUUUUUACAUUCCUUCUUCAUUCCCUCCCCAAAAAAGUCUUGAGUUCAAUUUAGACAUAUUUUGGCCAAGAUUGGGAUACCUCUGACUGCUAGGAUUUAAUAAAUUAUAGUAUUAUUGAAUAUACAGAGUAUCUAUCCAGCCCAGUUUAGUCUUAUUUUAAUUUAAAAUAGAGUUCUGUUACCAAGAAUGAUGUAACUGCUGGGUUUAGAUUUAACUAGUGUUAUUUACUGAACUUUAAGAGGUAUCAUUUUCUAAACUACAAUUUACUUAUGGCCCUCUUGAAAAUAGACUGUCAAGUUGUUUUUUGCCCUCUAUCAUCUCUCUUAUGCCAGGCACCUUUAGAUUGUUCGCAAUUUGUACAGAGGUUGAGGAUUGGGCCCUGCUCACCUACAGCUGGAGUGCAGGUGAGCUGUAGGGUUUCCCAGCCAACAUGCUGCGAGCUGCCUUCCCCUCAAGCUACAUAAACCUUCAAGAAGACAAUGAUAAGAUGAGGGAAGUCUGAUGUAUUUUGAAGCAUUAAAAAUCAGCUCUUUAGGAUGUUCCAUAAUUGAACCAAAUUUCUGUAGACUACUGGACAUAGCCAAGCCAGAAGCUUCCUUCUGGAUUAAGGCCAAGGUCCCACAAGGGGCAGUGGUAUAAGGUGAGAUGCUCUGUGUGUGUUGGAGGAGUGGCCCUUGUAGGAAGAAUGCCUAUAUUUUCACCACGUUGCCACCUUGUGAGCAUAUCUCCUGCACUCAGGUUCGGGGAAAGCUGCUCCAAGCAUGGUUUUGUGUUGUACACAAAGGUAAUAAAACAGUUGCUAAUCCUGAGGGGCAGCCAAGGAUGUGAAGGUACUAUGAAAACAGAUGAAAAAAAAAGAUUACAGCAGUUUUCUUUCCUUGCUUGAAGUAUAACACACACCCCAUUAGACCCUAUCCAAAAGAAGUGAGCAUUACGCGUGCGACAGUCUUCAUCAAGCCAAGCAACAAUUCAGAACAGCUUGAAUGUAAGCUUUAUAAAUGCCUGUGAACCAGCCCUCCAACUGUCACCACCCAGAGGUUAUGGAACUCUUUCCCAGUAUUCAGGAGAACAGGUUGUUUAGAGCAUUUAGAAGACCAGGCUAUAAUCAACAGGUGCCCAGUAGCAGGAAAUAGUUCCUGGUUCAUUUAUGGCCUUGGAAAAACUCAAUCAGGUGUCUCCUUGUAGCUUGGAAUGCUAAUAGACCCCCAGGAAAAGGUGGCACGGCCAGCUUGGCGAGCUGCAAACCCAUCAACAUACACCCACCAGGCUCCUCGCCUGACCACUAGGUCAUCCAGGCCUUGAAAGGAUGUAUUGGCCUCAAGUAACUAGUUAUUUUAAGGAGCUCUGUUUGUGUCCCUUUUUACAGGAAUAGAGAGAUAAAAGGGAGCAGACGACCAAAAAAUUUUAGAUGCAGGCAAAUUCAGUCCUCUACAAGGGAGCGAAACACGACACCUCACUAACCCAUUGUGUCACUGGUCUGUGGCAGUAUCACUCUUGGUAUAAUAUUGCUUCCCUAUGGUAUCACACCAUGGGAUGAAAGGCAAGCUCAAAGUCAGAGUAUUCUCUUAAAUCAUGAUUGACAACAAAAUUGGGGGAAAAAAUGACAGUGACGCUCCUUCUUCUUAGAUUUUUAGAUCUAUAUGCGUUGACCUCAUAGUACAGCACAGAGCAAAGACCUUAUAAUCAAGAGCAUGGGUAGAGCCACAGACCCACUGUCACCCUGAGGAGGAAACUCUGUUUCCUGAGAAACGAGAUCUGAGACUUCACUGAAGCUUUAUUUUUGCCACCAGUAACAAAAUUAAAACAUGAUUCAUUAUUCCUUCCAAAGAUUUAGGAACUUCUUGAAUGAAAUCUAUCUUCUGAAGGAAAUCCACCUGACAACUUUUGGAGUUGCCAUGCAUAGGGCUGGUGUGCACAGUGAUGAACACUUUAAGGAGUGUUCAUUCCCUAACCUGUAACCACAGCGUUCAUUUUCUUUGGAGGAACAUCUUAGCAUUUCAGAGGGAUAUAGAGAUCUGGAGAGUUUGGUGCAGACAGCAAUAUGUGUCUCUAAAAUUUUCAUUGGCAUUAAACUCUGAAAUCCACAAUGAAUGGCCUUCAAAUUGGUGCUAAAUUGGGUAGACAGCCUACUGCUUUGAGUCCAUGAGCAACAGAAAGUCCAGAUUUAGCGCAAUUAGGCAGGAGGGAGUUGGAGUCAGAAACAGCCCGCGAUAGUAUUUCUCUGCACUCCCGGUUCACGCCGACUUAAGUGGAAAUGAUGCCACAAUGAGACCAGAAAAAGGAGUCUCCAUAAGAUAUCGCUACAAAGUCACCUUUCUGAUAAAAAGGAAAAUGAAAGUUAGAUAUCUAAAAUAAGCCUAGAAUCUCAUAUGCAGCUACAACUUCUAAGGGAAACUCUCCCUCAUGUCCUUAAAUCAUAAUAGAAUCUCACACAGCCUGACUUUUAAAGGUGGGCUUCACUAUAAGCCCAGAGUGGAGAGUGAACUAACCCCCAAGACUGUCUCCUGACUCAACUCUUUCAGACAGUGUUAUGCUCCAUCCAUGCUGACUGCAGUGCUAUUUACUACUGGAACAUAAAAACAAAACCUGCUGUUUAUACAGUCACUUUUUCUAUUGUUUUCCUGUGCUUAUAUGAUACCAAGUCUGUUCAUAAGUUCUGAAGAUAAAUUAUGUGAAAUCAUAUUUUGGCGUAGGGGGUGGAGAAUGAAUUCUUUACAGACUUUUUAGGAU